Aureobasidium namibiae CBS 147.97 is the source of this 1332-nucleotide messenger RNA. RefSeq lists its product as uncharacterized. Lineage: Eukaryota; Fungi; Ascomycota; Dothideomycetes; Dothideales; Saccotheciaceae. Bases 1 to 1332 code for a protein of 443 amino acids. Gene Ontology annotation, molecular function: protein binding. The record is from RefSeq and is a predicted model, not a curated record. Gene Ontology annotation, cellular component: Cul4-RING E3 ubiquitin ligase complex. The transcript has 3 exons.
AUGGCGCAACGAGAGAUUCCUGGUUUCUACUAUGAUGCGGAAAAGGGAAAAUACUUUCGAGUGCAGGCGAAUCAUGUGGCACCUCAGGGUGCUAAAUACUCGCAUGAAAAUGUGAAAAAGGAGAAGGAGAUGUCUAGAAAACGCAAGAGAACAGCCGCCCACCGCCAAAAACGAGAGACCCAAACCGUGCGCCGCUCAAAAAUCCUCGACUCGGCCUCUGCAGCAGGCAUAGCACUCUGGCGCGAACAAGGCCGCUCCUCACUUUUGAACUCUGAAGCACGUCUCUACGCCCUGUCCUCCCAGUUCCAGGGCUACGAAUCCCUUUCACUCAAUAGCUGCGAAAGCUGUGGCAAACGUGACAACAUACACGAUUUCUUCCUAGACGGAGAGAACGAUGCGAUUUUCAUGGCGCUUGGAUCGAGGAACUUUGGCAGGGUGCAGUGGUUGGGGAUCGAGAGGGAGGCCUAUGAUGUAGCGGCGUUUAGGAGUGAUAUCAGUAGUGUGUGCGUCAGUCAAAGCAGGACGUUGGUGGCGACUGCAUAUGACAGGACACAUCCCGGCAAUGUAUUCGUGGCGGGUAUGGCUAGCAAUAUCGAUGCAGCAGACGAAGGGCCGCCUAUCCUGGAUUCGCCGGCGCCGAGUUACUCCAUGCUGGGCAAAGACGAAACGGCACUCUGGACAGCGAGCCCUUGUCCCACAGGAGCAGCUAGAGAUAUCAUUGCCAUUGGAAGCACAGAGGGAGUCUACAUGAUGACAUCGGCAGGAGAUUUGCUGCAACACCAUGCGCUGAAGGAAGAUGUCCGCUCUAUCGACUGGUUGACACCAAACGUGGCUGUCGGCGGCACAAGGUCCAGCCCGGUUUACCUCUGGGAUGCACGAGCACGAGGUUCAUCCCUGCGCUUCAAGCACUCCAGCGGCGUAACCGGCGUCCGCAGUCUACACGAUGGGUCUCGCGUCCUGGUCUCCGGAUUUACCAGCACAAGUAUCUACGACACUCGCAUGACUUCCUCACCCAAAGGCCCUCAUUCACCAUCGCCAGCUCUACUGCGCUUAGCCCCUACGAAGACAGAACGGCCCAGUGUCGCCAUGGAUGUGCUUGCAGAUGCACAGUUGCUAGCAACCGCAGACGAUGAUAAUGUGAUCCAGCUGCAUUCGCUAAAGAGCGGGAGGUUGAUGGGCAGUUUGAGUGGAGCCAAUCCGAGCAAGGAGAAGGGAAGGAUCAACAGACUGAGAUUUGUUCAGAUGGCUGAUGGGAGGCCGACGAUCAUGGUGUGUCAAGGGUCGAGGCUGUUCGAGUGGUCUUGGGGUGGCGAUUUGGAUGAUGAGGGAUGA